AUGGCCAGCCCAUGGAUUGUCACCCUCCUCUGUGGUUUUCUGGGAGCCACACUGAUCCAAGCUAACCUCCAACCCCCUGCAGUGCUCAACCUUGGCCCAGAAGUCAUCAAGAACCGCCUGACCCAGGCACUGGAGGACCACGAUGCCACUGCCAUCCUCCAGGAACUGCCACUACUCAGAGCCAUGCAAGAUAAGUCUGGCAGAAUCCCCAUACUGGACAAUCUCUUGCGCACCGUUCUGAGAUAUAUCGUCUGGAUGAAGGUCACCUCCGCUAACAUCCUCCAGCUGGUUGUGGAGCCUUCAACCUAUGACCAGGAGCUGGUAGUCAGAAUCCCCCUGGACAUGGUAGCUGGAUUAAACACGCCACUGAUCAAGACAAUAGUGGAGUUCCAAAUGCACACUGAGGUCCAAGCCCUCAUCCGGGUGGAGAGAAGCAAGAGCGGCCCCACUCGCCUGAACCUCAGCGACUGCUCCAGCAAUGAGAGCACCCUGCGCCUCAGCCUGCUUCGCAAGCUCUCCUUCGUGGUCAACUCCUUGGCAAAGAAUGUUAUGGAUCUCCUGGUUCCAGCCCUGCCCCAAAUAGUGAAAACCCACGUGAGUAAAACCAGGCCUCUGGGCUAUGAAGAUGGCACCCCCUCACCCAUUGCCCUCAGCCCCGGAGCCCUGGAGUUUGACCUUCUGUCUCCUGCUAUCCAGGACAGUAAUAUCCUGUUCAACCUGAAGGCCGAGCUGCUGGACUCACAGGCAAGGGUAACCAACUGGUUCAACAGCUCUGUGGCUUCCCCGGUGGAGACCACCCCAGACGGGGCCCCUUUCAGCCUGACCGUGAGGCAGGAUCUGGUGAAUGCCGUUGUGACUACCCUGGUCCCCAAGGAAGAGCUUGUAAUCCUGCUCAGAUUCGUGAUUCCUGAUGUGGCCCGCCAGUUACAAAUGGACAUCAAGGAGAUCAAUGAAGAGGCAGCCAACAAGCUGGGGCCCACCCAGAUGUUGAAGAUCUUCACCCAUAGCACCCCCCACAUUAUGCUGAACGAGGGUGGGGCCACAGCAGCCCAAAGUGUUGUGCUGGAAGUGUUCCCCACCAAUGCAGAUGUCCGGCCCUUCUUCUCUCUCGGCAUUGAGGCCAGUUAUGAAGCUCAGUUUUUCACAGAAGGCAACCGGCUUAUGCUCAACUUCAAUAACGUCAGCAUUGAGCGCAUCAAGCUGAUGAUCUCAGAUAUCAAACUGUUCGAUCCUGAAGUCCUGAAGGACACCCUGACCAAGAUCCUUGAGUACACACUGCUGCCCAAUGAGAAUGGCAAACUGAGAACUGGAGUCCCCAUGUCAAUGUCCAAGGCCUUUGGAUACGAGAAAGCUCUGUGGUCUGUGAGCAAGGGUGUCCUCAAGCUCACUCCAGCUUCCUCCUAA
Molecule: messenger RNA, 1404 nt
Organism: Grammomys surdaster
Lineage: Eukaryota; Metazoa; Chordata; Mammalia; Rodentia; Muridae
Gene: Bpifb1
Product: BPI fold containing family B member 1
Exons: 14
Coding region: 1-1404 (467 amino acids)
Molecular function (GO): lipid binding
Source: RefSeq, a predicted model, not a curated record